AUGAACUCCGACGAGGCGGUGGCUUUCGUCGCGCAGGACCUUCGCCGUCUUCUCCGCGAGGAGGCCGCUGCGGAUGGCGGGAUCGAUCGUUCACCGCCUUUUAAGGUCACCCCCACCAAGGGGAUCGCGGGGGAGGAGACUACACGGCCGCGUUUGAUCCUCCAACGCGCGGCCGAUCACCUCGUCGAGCACGUCCUCCGCGUGCGAAAUGGCGGGGAUAACGUCACGGUGAUUAUCCUGCUGUUUUCUGUUUCGGACGAAUUCACCCAGGAAGGAUCCAUGGAGGGGUUCGAUCCCGAACAGUGCUAA
Phytomonas sp. EM1 is the source of this 309-nucleotide messenger RNA. NCBI's taxonomy places the organism in Eukaryota, Euglenozoa, Kinetoplastea, Trypanosomatida, Trypanosomatidae. The record is from the annotation of a GenBank genome assembly.